CGCGGAGGAGAAAGAGCGAGAGGCUUCUGGGCCUCCGAGGCCGCCGUAGCGAGGGGGCGGGGCCCGGGGGGCGGGCAGCAUGGCGGCGCGGCACAGUGACAGCGACGAGGACCUGGUCAGCUACGGGACCGGCCUGGAGCCCCUGGAAGAAGGUGAAAGACCAAAGAAACCAAUUCCUCUUCAGGAUCAGACUGUCAGAGAUGAAAAAGGAAGGUAUAAACGAUUUCAUGGAGCCUUUAGCGGAGGUUUCUCUGCUGGGUACUUCAAUACCGUUGGCUCAAAGGAAGGUAUGAUUUUCCUUCUUAUAGCUACUAUGUUGGCAAAGCAAAUGAUUGAAGUAUUAUUUAUCAUGUUUAAUCACUUCCCAAAUAAUGUAACUCUGUUUGAAUUUUUUUUUUUUAAGGAUCUCAGUGAAUUUGGGAUCGCACCUAAAGCGAUUGUUACGACCGAUGAUUUUGCUUCAAAAACCAAAGAUAGGAUACGAGAAAAGGCCAGGCAGUUGGCAGCUGCUACCGCCCCUAUUCCUGGAGCCACCCUGCUUGACGACUUCGUAACGCCAGCAAAAUUAUCUGUCGGUUUCGAAUUGCUAAGAAAAAUGGGCUGGAAGGAAGGACAAGGAGUCGGUCCUCGAGUGAAGAGACGGCCACGCAGACAGAAACCUGAUCCUGGAGUCAAAAUCUACGGCUGCGCGUUACCCCCUGGAGGUUCUGAGGGAUCCGAGGAUGAAGAUGAUGACUACCUGCCCGACAAUGUGACCUUUGCACCCAAGGAUGUCACACCCGUGGAUUUCACACCCAAAGACAACGUGCACGGACUGGCUUACAAGGGCCUGGACCCCCACCAGGCCCUGUUUGGAACUUCGGGAGAACGGUUCGAUCUUUUCAGUGGGGCGUCUGAGGGAGCCGGCGGUCUUCUUGGAGAUGUUGGACUGAGUAAAGGAAGAAAAUUGGGAAUUUCAGGCCAGGUAAACGGGUUUCUGUGUCUUAAAGGUGGAGCCAUUGACAAAUGCGGGUACGCUUUCCUGACUACAUUCGCCCCAUGGCAGGCGCUCAGGAAGGUUGUGUUUUCCUCAGGAUUGAUUCUGGAGACAUCUGAAACACACCUUCCUGAGUUUAAUGUCAGCUCCCGAGAGCCCGUGCCCGACGUUCUUGGUGGAGGUUGUGUGUUCUCAGGGAAGAGGGUGGCUUUCUCACUCCAGUGGAAAUCAGAGAAGGAUCUUCGAUAUGUUGGCAAAAUUUUGGAUGGAUUUUCCUUGGCGUCUAAACCUUUAUCUUCUAAGAAAAUCUACCCACCCCCUCAGCUGCCACGAGACUAUCGACCGGUGCAUUAUUUCAGACCCGUGGUCGCUGCGAGCUCUGAGAACACCCACUUGCUCCAGGUAUUGUCCGAGUCAGCAGGAAAGGCAGCACACGACCCGGGGACACAUAGUAGGCACCAGCUGAAUGCCUCCAAACGGGCAGAACUGCUAGGAGAGACGCCUAUGAAAGGCUCAGCUACUUCAGUGUUAGAAUUUCUGUCUCAAAAAGACAAAGAGAGAAUCAAAGAAGUGAAGCAGGCAACCGACCUCAAAGCAGCUCAGCUCAAGGCCCGGAGCCUGGCCCAGAGCGCCCUGAGCAGCGGACCCCAGCCUUCCCCUCCAGAUGCCAGACGCAGCUCUUGGCACCUGCCACCGGGUGCGGGGGCAGCCACCACAAGAGCCAGCAACUUCAAACCUUUCGCAAAAGAUCCGGAAAAGCAGAAACGAUACGAAGAGUUCUUAGUGCAUAUGAAGCAGGGUCAGAAAGACGCCCUGGACCGCUGCCUGGACCCCAGCAUGACCGAGUGGGAGCGCGGCCGCGAGCGCGACGAGUUCGCUCGGGCGGCCCUGCUGUACGCGCCCUCCCGCUCGACCUUGUCCUCCCGCUUCACGCAUGCCAAGGAGGAAGACGACUCAGACCAGGUUGAAGUCCCCCGAGACCAAGAGAACGAUGUCGGGGACAAACAGUCGGCCGUGAAGAUGAAGAUGUUUGGGAAGCUCACCCGAGACACGUUUGAGUGGCACCCUGACAAGCUUCUGUGUAAGAGGUUUAAUGUCCCUGACCCUUAUCCAGAUUCAACUCUAGUUGGCUUACCAAGAGUGAAGCGUGACAAAUACUCAGUCUUCAACUUUCUGACGCUGCCAGAGACGGCCGCCUUGCCCACAACUCAAACACAGAGUGAAAAAGUGCCACAGCUCCAAGGGCCUGACAAAUCAAGGAAACCAUCCAGGUGGGAUACGUCUAAACAAGAAAAGAAAGAAGACUCCAUUAGUGAAUUUUUAAGUUUGGCUCGAUCAAAAGUUGGCCCACCUAAACAAGAGUCCAGUCCCUUAGUAAACAAAGAGAAGGAGUGUAUGCCGGAGUCACUCUCGGAUAAGGUGGCAAGCAAAGGCGUGGACCCGCAGGCUGAAGGAGGAGGCGGCCGGCCGUCCAUGGAUCUGUUCAAGGCUAUCUUUGCCAGCUCCUCGGAUGAGAAGUCCUCGUCCUCUGAGGACGAGCAGGGUGGCAGCGAGGACGAUCAGGAGGUCACUGGGGAAGCCGACCUCCAGGGUCCCCAGGAGACUGACUUGGGGGAACCACCACCUGUGGCUCAGGCUCUGGAGCCAGCAGCACCCCAGGAGCCGGCACCUCCCUUGGCACCUUCCUUCCCGAUACAAAAGAUGCAGAUGGACGAAAGGGAAGAGUUCGGCCCACGCCUGCCUCCCGUCUUCUGCCCCAAUGCUCGUCAGAAACUUGAGGAACCCCAAAAAGAGAAACACAGAAAAAACAAAGAAAAACACAAGACCAAGAAAGAGCACAAACGAAAGAAAGAGAAGAAAAAGAAACACAGGAAGCACAAACACAAAAGCAAGCAAAAGAAUAAAAAACCCGAGAGAAGUAGUAGUUCUGAAAGCAGCGACAGCAGUGACAGCCAGAGCGAUGAAGAAGGAGCCGGAGACGUGUCGCCGGGGGAGUUGCUGAGACGGCUGAAAUGUCUCCCACUAAGGAGGCAGUAAUCGAAUUCUGCCUGGCCCUGUCCCAGAAUCACAUCUCUUCCAUGAUGGAAGCUCAUCGAUUGUUCAGUUACUACAUUGUACAGAUUGUAUUUAUAUGUAAAUUCCUGCUGUAAAAUAAUUUUUUAAAACCUCGACAUUUCAAAGACUGCCUGGAAAGGUUGCAGAAAUUGAUUUCUAUUUUUGAGUUCACCUAGUGUCAGGGGGAAGAAACCCAGACUGAACAGUUUAAUUAAAGUGGAAUUUUUCUAUUUUC
Microcebus murinus (gray mouse lemur) is the source of this 3266-nucleotide messenger RNA. NCBI's taxonomy places the organism in Eukaryota, Metazoa, Chordata, Mammalia, Primates, Cheirogaleidae. The record is from RefSeq and is a predicted model, not a curated record.